This is a messenger RNA of Anopheles cruzii, 1992 nucleotides long. Its product is annotated as ubiquitin domain-containing protein 1. The transcript has 4 exons. NCBI's taxonomy places the organism in Eukaryota, Metazoa, Arthropoda, Insecta, Diptera, Culicidae. The coding region runs from base 1164 to 1898 and encodes 244 amino acids. The record is from RefSeq and is a predicted model, not a curated record. Gene Ontology annotation, molecular function: protein binding.
UCGCUGCGUAAAGCGCAAAAAGCAGCGGCCGCGUCGCAGUGCGUGAAUAGAGAGUUACACAGUUCGGCACACAAUCUCGCAGCAGCAAUCGUGGUCCGUGUGUGAUUGCCGCGUACGGUGUGUCUCACUUCGCCUGGCUGUGCAGUCCGCCGCCGCCACCGCCACCGCUUCCUGCUUGGCGCACCACACGGGCAAUCAUCUUCCUAGCACCGAAGUAACUCGUGACGACGGUGCUCGACGAUUCGGACGACGGUGCUUUGUCGGUCAUUCGGUCGGUCGGAAAAUAUGGUCGCUUCGCACUUGCUACGCGCUUGACACGGUUUAGUAUGACCGCCGACGGUGGCGCAAGUAGCAGAAUUAGGAAACGAAGACGUCGAUGAUGGAGGAGCAAAUAUGCACUAGCGCGCACCACUCGUGUCCGUUCUCUGCCUACCCGUAGUUUCGCGAGAAUCAUCGUGCAGUGAUUUUAUUUACCACCACCACCACCUACCCACCAGCCUCAUUGCCCCUGGCGGUCCCUGGCCAAGCACGACGGUGCUGGUGCUUCGUUCGGUUACGUUUUCGGGUUUUUCGUUUUUCGGUGUCGUAAUCCGGGUGGUUCGCAAAAUUACAAUCCCCACUGUUCCCCGCGAUGUGGUGACCGGGAAGCUGCCGGUAUCCUUGUAGUAGGCAUUGCCCAAUCCCGGAUCUUAGCACGCUCUCAAACGCGGCGCCUUGUGUGUGUGUGCGCGCGCGCGUUUGCUAGUUAUGAACGGUGCGCGAUAAAAUGCAAAUAUCACGAAGCGGCCCCUAUCACAUCACCGCAGCCCGGCCGCAACGAUCCUGCAACGAUGCCGCGGUCUAACCGCGAGCACCAACCACAGCGCACCAGCAUCAGUGUGUUGGUUAAUGUGUGUGUGCGGGACUAGAGAACCGUCAACGUAGUCCGAUAGUCGAUCGCAGCAACCAUCGAGCAAAUCGAUACUCCGAAAUCGUGCACGGCUGAUCGUGCACUAAACGAACUACAACGGCAAGUGCUGUUUAAGGCCAUCGUAAACUGAAGGAUUUCAUCGGCGGAAAGGAUACUCGGACAAAGGAUCCCCGUCCUAAUCAGGGAGUAGAAUAGCCGCACUGUACAAAACCGAAAUCGCGCCAAAAGCCCAGUCAGAGUCACGCGCCCGGAAAUGGGAAACUGCAUCGGGAUCAACCGGAACGACGAAACGCUGGACACCGGAUCGAACAAUGUCUCCCGACCAGUUACGGGGACGACAUCCAGUUUCGUCGGUGUUCAGCGCAAGAACCAUCCGCUGUGUCACGAGACAAUACGCUGGAAAUCGGAAGUGCCAUUAACCGAGGGGCAGCUGCGGAGCAAACGGGACGAGUUCUGGGACACGGCGCCGGCCUUCGAGGGCCGCAAGGAGAUAUGGGACGCGCUGCGGGCGGCCACGAGCGCUGCCGAAGCGCUCGACUUUCAGCUCGCCCAGGCAAUACUGGACGGUGCCAACAUUUCGGUCCCCAACGGAUACCUCACGGAGUGUUACGACGAACUAGGUUCACAGUACAAGCUACCGAUCUACUGUUUAUCAUAUCCUAUCAACAUAGUUAAGGAGGACUAUGGGCGCGAUUCGCCCGCCGAAUACUCGGAACCAGUUGACGGUGGUACGGAAGUAAUUGUGAAGCUCCGACUAUCGUCAACCUGUACAGACGUUAAGCUACCAGUUUAUUCUAAAGACACAGUCGGACAAUGUAAAAAGAAACUUCAGGCUCAGGAGGGAAUCGAUGCAUUUACUCAGCGAUGGUUCUACGGGGGUAAAUUAUUAGGUGAUAAAAUGCACAUCGAUGAGGCCCGCAUAGUGCCCGGUUACAUUGUGCAGGUCAUUGUAAAUACCGAGAAACAAUCGUCACUAGCCAUCAGCUAGCCUACGGUGGCGACAGCCGUGCACGGAACCGACGCACCACCGUGCUGCUACCGGUUGUUGCCAGCGGCAAUCGACGAAUGCCGCCACCAACAUC